AUGCGUUCGCUUGGCCGCACGGCUCGUAGGGUUCCGCUGCAUGGAAAAUCAUCAACACCCUCCCUGUUAGUCAUGGACGACUAUCUUCGGAUUUCAGCGAAACAUUUUGAGCACUUGCAGCCUUCAAAACUACAAGUUGACGUAUCUGAUACCUACCUUCCUCAGCGAACUGCAGAGGAAAAAGGAAGUUUGGUAAAGAAGCUCUACCCAUACGAAAUCAUCUCUACCAUGCGUGAGCGAACCCCGUUCUCUGGGGAGCUACUACGCCAACUGCCCAACUUGAAGUUACUGUUAUGUACCGGUACUCAGUUUGAGACCUUUGAUCUAGAGACAGCCAAGGAUCUGGGAAUCACUGUCGCUUCAGCGCUAGGUCGGGGGCGGAGUGAUGGAACGCAGCAUAAGCAGGACAUCCGCAAAGGAGGAAGCCAUCCUGCCACUCAUCAUACCUGGGCCAUGAUUCUUGCUCUUGCUAGAAACAUUGCGACAGAUGAUGCUUCCAUCAAAGCUGGUGGAUGGCAAUCAGAUAUGGCCAUUGGUCUAUCCGGAAAGACUCUGGGAGUUGUUGGUCUGGGAAGGCUAGGAGCAGCAGUGGCGAGAAUCGGGUCUUUGGCCUUUGGUAUGAAGAUCAAGUGCUGGAGCAGCAGCUUGGACCAAUCCAGGGCUGAUGAAAUGACUGCUAAGCUUGGCUUGCCUAUUGUGGACGAGGAUGGCGACAAGACCUUUGAGGCAGUGAGCAAAGAAGAGCUUUUUGCAACUGCUGAUGUCGUCACUCUGCACUAUGUUUUGAGUGAACGCUCCCGUGGUAUUGUUGGCGCCAAGGAACUCAAGGCGAUGAAGAAGUCGGCGUUGCUGGUUAAUACCUCGCGUGGUGCACUCAUCGACGAGACGGCACUGCUCGAAGCAGCGAAUGACGGUUCCAUCCGCGGCGUGGCACUGGAUGUCUUUGAGUCUGAGCCUCUGCCUGCAGAUAGCCCAUGGCGUUCUCAGGACUGGGGAAAAGGUAAGAGUCGGGUUCUGUUAACGCCGCACAUGGGGUACGUGGAGGAGGGUAUUAUGAAUAACUGGUAUGCUGAACAGGCAGAGAAUGUCGAGAGAUGGUUAGACGGAAAGGAUGUUCUUUAUCAGUUGGUCUGA
Fusarium fujikuroi IMI 58289 is the source of this 1134-nucleotide messenger RNA. RefSeq names its product related to 2-hydroxyacid dehydrogenase. The transcript has a single exon. The record is from RefSeq and is a predicted model, not a curated record. Lineage: Eukaryota; Fungi; Ascomycota; Sordariomycetes; Hypocreales; Nectriaceae. The coding region runs from base 1 to 1134 and encodes 377 amino acids. Gene Ontology annotation, molecular function: oxidoreductase activity, acting on the CH-OH group of donors, NAD or NADP as acceptor; NAD binding.